Populus trichocarpa (black cottonwood) is the source of this 584-nucleotide messenger RNA. RefSeq lists its product as uncharacterized. Lineage: Eukaryota; Viridiplantae; Streptophyta; Magnoliopsida; Malpighiales; Salicaceae. Bases 188 to 442 code for a protein of 84 amino acids. The transcript is spliced from 3 exons. The record is from RefSeq and is a predicted model, not a curated record.
UAAUCUGUGUUAUGCUACUUGAAAAGAAGAAGAUGCCAUUCUUGUGGCAGGAAACAGGUUGGCACCAUCAUUGAUUCUUUCCAUCCAGCAGUAAAAUAGGGCAUCAACCCUAAAUUUCACUUAAAAAUAGACUUGUACCAUAUACAUACCGAUAGCCUCAUUCACAAUAUUACUCCCACCCCCCAUCAUGGAAAGGAGGAGGAAAAAUGGAGGGCUCUCUGUUCCUCAAUUUGGAGGGUGGAACUCCAAGAACCCAGUUCCUACAGACUAUUCCGUGGUGUUCACACAAGCUCGUGCUAACAGGAGGCAACAUAAGUCCGAUGUCAGGCACGCCAGCCUUGGAAAUGAAAGGGAAUUGCUUGCUGCUGCUAACCAACAAGAAGACUCUGUCAUGAAGCGAAAGAAGUUCUUGACCUACAUUAAUUGCUGUAUUAGGCCUUGAUUUCCUAAGAACCCACGGUUCAUCAACUCUCCUGUAAUUUUCAAGUAUUUAAAUAUUAAUUUAUAGUUUGUAAAUCUAUAGCACAUUCAUAUAUUCAAAAAGUAACAUGAUAUGAAUGAUACUUGGAUUACAAUACUUUCAA